Notothenia coriiceps (black rockcod) is the source of this 3154-nucleotide messenger RNA. RefSeq names its product kinesin family member 5A, b (gene kif5ab). The coding region runs from base 299 to 3154 and encodes 951 amino acids. Gene Ontology annotation, molecular function: microtubule motor activity; ATP binding; microtubule binding. The record is from RefSeq and is a predicted model, not a curated record. Gene Ontology annotation, biological process: microtubule-based movement. Lineage: Eukaryota; Metazoa; Chordata; Actinopteri; Perciformes; Nototheniidae. The transcript is spliced from 24 exons.
UCUCCUACGCGAGUUUGGUUUGAGGGCUUUUGAAAUUAGAAUCACUCCGAACGGGUUGUUUUUGCUUGUGAUUUCUGUGAUGAAUUUGUCUCUAGUAGCUAUCUCCCAAAACUAGUGGGUGUCCAUUCAUCCAAAUGUUUCGCCUGCCGGUCUCGCUUUGCAUGUAGCCGGUGGUUUCAGCCUGCGCCCAGGUGGUUCACGCGAAAUUGCGAACGGGAUUUUAUUUGUCUUUAUAUUUGUUGGUGAGAGACAUCCCUUUUUAUUUAUCGGAAAGCACGUACACUAUUUUCCCCCAACAAUGGCUGAUGCUAAUGCAGAAUGCAAUAUCAAGGUGUUGUGUCGGUUUCGUCCUCUGAACAAGUCCGAAAUUAUCCGCGGAGAUAAGUUCAUCCCAGUGUUUCAGGGAGAAGACACUGUCAUCCUGGGGGGGAAGUCAUACGUGUUUGACCAGGUGUUUCCUACGAACACCACCCAGAUACAGGUCUACAACACCUGUGCCAAGCAGAUUGUCAAAGAUGUUUUGGGUGGAUACAAUGGGACUAUAUUUGCCUAUGGGCAGACGUCCUCUGGAAAAACACACACCAUGGAGGGGAACCUUCAUGAUCCCCAGGGAAUGGGAAUCAUCCCCCGGAUCGCAGAGGACAUUUUUGAACAUAUAUUUGCUAUGGAUGAGAACCUAGAAUUUCACAUAAAGGUCUCCUAUUUCGAGAUCUAUAUGGAUAAGAUACGAGACCUGCUGGAUGUGACCAAAACCAACUUGUCGGUGCAUGAAGACAAACACAGAGUUCCUUACGUGAAGGGCUGCACGGAGCGCUUUGUGACGAGUCCCGAGGAAGUGAUGGAUGUGAUAGAUGAAGGGAAGGCCAGCCGUCACGUUGCUGUCACCAACAUGAAUGAGCACAGUUCCCGCAGUCACAGCAUCUUCCUGAUAAACAUCAAACAAGAGAACGUGGAGACAGAGCAGAAGCUGUGUGGGAAGCUGUACCUGGUCGACCUCGCUGGGAGUGAGAAGGUCAGUAAGACAGGUGCAGAGGGAGCAGUGCUCGAUGAGGCCAAGAACAUCAACAGGUCUCUGUCGGCGCUGGGGAACGUCAUCUCAGCCUUGGCCGAGGGAACGAAAUCUCACGUGCCGUACCGUGACAGCAAAAUGACUCGCAUCUUACAGGACUCAUUGGGCGGGAACUGUCGCACCACCAUGUUCAUCUGUUGCUCUCCGUCCAGCUACAAUGAUGUGGAGACCAAAUCCACCCUGAUGUUCGGCCAACGAGCCAAGACCAUCAGAAAUACUGUAUCUGUGAACCUUGAGCUCACAGCAGAGCAGUGGAAGAAGAAGUACGAAAAGGAAAAGGAGAAGAACAGGUUAUUGAAGGAGACUGUUCAGAGACUGGAGACUGAGCUGAACUGCUGGAAGAACGGUGAGGCUGUCGAGUUAGAGCAACUGAGCCCUGAAGACGUCCCCCUGGUUCCUCCUGAAUCUGAGGAGCCCGUUCCAGACAUAUGCACCCCCUGCAGUCCCUGCACCCCCUGCAGCCCCUGCUCUGUUGCCUCUUCCAUUGUGGUUCACAUCUCUGAGGAGGAGCGGCAGAAAUAUGAGGCGGAGAUCCGCAAGCUUUACAAACAGAUGGAUGAUAAGGAUGAUGAGAUCAAUCACCAGAGCCAGAUGGUGGAGAAACUGAAGGAGCAGAUGCUCGACCAGGAGGAGCUUCUGGCAUCCUCCAGGGGUGACAGCGAGAAGGUGCAGUCAGACCUCGGCAGGCUGCAGACGGAGAAUCAAUCCGCCAAGGCCGAGGUGAAAGAAGUCCUCCAAGCUCUGGAGGAGCUGGCAGUGAACUACGACCAGAGGAGCCUGGAGGUCGAGGAGAGGAGUGUGCAGAAGAAGCUGCUGGCUGAAGAGCUGGCCAAGAAAGUGGCUCAACUCAAGGCUGUAGAAGCAGAGCUGUCUCGCAUCCAGGAAGUGAGCAGCCAUCAAAGGAAACGCAUCACUGAGAUUCUCAACAGCCUGAUGAGGGACCUGAGUGAGUUCAGCACCAUCGUUGGGAACAGGGACAUCAAGCUGCCCGUGGAGAUCACCGGUUCAAUCGAAGAGGAGUUCACAGUAGCCCGCCUCUACAUCAGUAAGAUCAAGUCUGAGGUGAAGUCCAUGCUGAAACGCUGCCGUCAUCUGGAGAGCCACCAGAUGGAGUGUCACCGCAAGAUGGAGGAAACGGGCAGAGAGCUGUCCUCCUGUCAGCUCCUCAUUUCACAGCACGAGGCAAAGAUCCGCUCUCUGAUGGACUACAUGCAAAAUGUGGAGCUGAAGAAGAGGAAGUUGGAAGACAGCUAUGACUCUCUGAGUGAAGAGCUGGCCAAACUCCAAGCUCAAGAGAGCAUGGCACUGGUCACCAGCGGCGAGAAUCACUCUUCUGUCCAGGAUCCCUGUGAUAUAAAGAGGGCUCUGGAGCAGCAGAUGGAGUCACAUCGUGAGUCGCACAGCAAACAGCUCGGUCGCCUGCGAGAUGAGAUCAAUGAGAACCAGAAGAUCAUCGACGACUUAACUGAUUGUAACCAGAAGCAGGAGCUGGAGUUGGAGCAACUGCAUUACGACUUUCAACAUCUCAGGAGUCAAGAACAUCACAAGAGCCGGCAGCUGGAGGAACUGACAUUUCUCCAUGAGCGACAUGAGCAGUCCAAGCGGGACCUCAAAGGGCUGGAAGACACGGUUGCUCGUGAGCUCUACACCCUGCACAACCUCCGCAAGCUUUUUGUUCAAGACCUCACAACCCGAGUUAGAAAAAGUGCACAGUUGGAGCUUGAUGAGAGAGGGGGAUAUAUCAGUCAGAAACAGAAGAUUUCCUUUCUUGAAAACAACCUCGACCAGCUUACAAAAGUUCACAAACAGCUGGUGCGUGACAAUGCAGAUCUUCGCUGUGAGCUUCCAAAACUGGAGAAACGUCUUCGGUCUACAGCAGAGCGAGUCAAGGCUCUGGAGGUCGCGCUGAAGGAGGCGAAGGAAGGAGCCAUGAAGGACCGCCACCGCUACCAGCAGGAGGUGGAGCGCAUCAAGGAUGUGAUGAGGGUCCGCAAUCCCUUCCGCCGGCCCCAUGCUGCACAAAUAGGUAAUACAUCAUCCUGCUCACUGACUCACACACUCAGAAAAUACUUCAGAAUAAUUUAA